GAAAUUCGAAAUGUGUGGGCGGAAAAUGUAGAGGAAGAGAUGGCAAUUAUACGGGAAGUGAUCGAGAAAUAUCCUUACGUUGCAAUGGACACUGAGUUUCCGGGUGUUGUUGCAAAGCCAAUCACGGAAACGUUUUCGCCAGACUAUCAUUACAAAUCUCUGAAAGUAAACGUGGAUCUACUGAAAAUCAUUCAGCUCGGACUAUCGUUCGCCGAUGCGAACGGAAACUUUGCACCUGGAUGCCCUUGCUGGCAGUUUAAUUUCCAAUUUAGCCUGGAAGACGAUAUGUUUGCGCAAGACUCGAUUGAUCUUUUGGUUAAGUCCGGAAUUUCGUUUGAAGAUCAUGCUACGCGAGGUAUCAAUCCCAGAUUGUUUGGAGAACUACUGAUGGUUUCGGGCUUAGUGUUGGACGAUCGCGUCAAGUGGGUGUCUUUUCAUUCUGGAUAUGAUUAUGGAUAUCUCCUAAAGCUUCUGACAACACAAGAUUUACCAGCAGACGAAAAAACAUUCUUUGAGCUGCUCAAGAUUUACUUUCCUACAAUUUACGAUAUCAAAUACAUGACGAGUAUUCUGGACGGCAACUUUUUUGGCGGACUCCAACGGCUGGCAGAUGAUCUUAGUUGUCAACGACUGGGUGCGGAACAUCAAGCUGGAAGUGAUUGCAUGCUUACCAUGGCAACCUACUUUGCUCUGGCCAAAGCCAAAUUUACCAAAUCUGAUGGGAGAAUCGACGAGAGUAAGUACACGAAUGAACUGUUCGGG
This is a messenger RNA of Phaeodactylum tricornutum CCAP 1055/1, 762 nucleotides long. RefSeq lists its product with no specific name. NCBI's taxonomy places the organism in Eukaryota, Bacillariophyta, Bacillariophyceae, Surirellales, Neidiaceae. The transcript has a single exon. Gene Ontology annotation, molecular function: nucleic acid binding; poly(A)-specific ribonuclease activity. The annotation marks the transcript as partial. Gene Ontology annotation, cellular component: CCR4-NOT core complex; P-body; CCR4-NOT complex. The record is from RefSeq and is a predicted model, not a curated record.